This is a messenger RNA of Parnassius apollo (apollo), 216 nucleotides long. The record is from the annotation of a GenBank genome assembly. NCBI's taxonomy places the organism in Eukaryota, Metazoa, Arthropoda, Insecta, Lepidoptera, Papilionidae.
AUGAAUGUAGCCGAGACCACGGGCACCGAGACCAUGGGCACCGUAGGCAAGACCAAGCGCACCGUAGCCAAGACCGUGAGCACCGUAGGCGAGACCGUGUGCGCCAUAGCCGAGACCUUGCGCGCCAUAGGCGAUGGCACCGUGAGCAAGAGGAGCAGCUACAACUGCAGAGUGAACGAGUGGACUGCCGUGCGCAACAGAGCUACUGUGGGCUGA